Messenger RNA from Akanthomyces muscarius, 537 nucleotides. RefSeq lists its product as uncharacterized. Gene Ontology annotation, biological process: Mo-molybdopterin cofactor biosynthetic process. NCBI's taxonomy places the organism in Eukaryota, Fungi, Ascomycota, Sordariomycetes, Hypocreales, Cordycipitaceae. The record is from RefSeq and is a predicted model, not a curated record. Gene Ontology annotation, molecular function: molybdopterin synthase activity. Bases 1 to 537 code for a protein of 178 amino acids. Gene Ontology annotation, cellular component: cytosol. The transcript has 2 exons.
AUGACACCGCUUCUCUCUCUCUCCCUGGUCCUUGUAUAUAUUCAUACCAUGGCCGCCCAACAGGAUGACACAUGGCAAAUCUCCGAGGACGGGUGCCACGUCGCCCUGACGCACGCGCACCUCGACGCCUCGGCCGCCAUGAACCUCGUGCGCAGUCCCGCCGCUGGCGCCAUUGUGCUUUUCGCCGGAACCACCAGAGACAACUUUGCCGGCAAGCCCGUCAAGGAGCUGCAGUACACGACGUACCACCAGCGUGCCCUGCGCACCAUGCUCGGCAUCGCCGCGGCGCUCCGCUCCAAGCACGGCCUGCACGGCAUCGCCAUGGUGCACCGCCUCGGAACCGUGCCCAUCGGCGAGGAGAGCAUCCUGAUUGCCGUCUCCUCGUCGCACCGCCAGGCGGCGUGGCGCGCGGGCGAGGAGGCGCUCGAGGAGUGCAAGGCCAAGGUCGAGGUGUGGAAGCGCGAGGAGUUUGAGGGCGAAGAGGGCGUGUGGCGCGCCAACAGGGAUGGCGCGGUGGGCGAAAAGGUGGCAGAGUGA